This is a messenger RNA of Dermacentor andersoni, 2909 nucleotides long. NCBI's taxonomy places the organism in Eukaryota, Metazoa, Arthropoda, Arachnida, Ixodida, Ixodidae. The record is from RefSeq and is a predicted model, not a curated record.
CCUUGCCAUGCCCUGAAUGUGCGGUGGUCAGCACGUUUCACUGGUUGUGAAGAAGCCUCGAGUUGUCCGCUAUGCCGGGAAAGGGCAAUUUUAAGCGGUCCUUGCUGGGCCAUGACAGCUAUAAGCAGUGGGUUGCUCCGGACCCUGCGGACUCUCAUCGUGCCAAGGUAGGCCAUGCGGCAAAGCCUGUGACGUGUCCGCUAAGGGUGGGUAACCUGGUCUGGGCACAGCUGGGCUCCCGUUCCCGGCACUGGCCAGCUGUGGUGGUGGAUGCUCAUCUGUGUGGUCGACAGCCGGCUGCACCGGGCCAACUCUGGGUAUGCUGGCUGGCUGAGUACCGGGUAUCCCAGGUUCCCAUCCACAAAGUUUCCAAUUUUGUGUUGGCUUUUGGGCACUGCCUGUCUAAGCUGGGCGGCAAGCGAUACCUGGCUGCUGUUCAUGAGGCCAUCAAGGUGAUAGCGGACCGGUCUUGUACGUGCCUAGCUGAGGGCACGGACCUGGUUGUCUGGGCGCGGGAGAACUCAUCCAACCUGGCAGCCCAUGUGGCUGGAUCAGUGCCCAUGACUGUGCAAGAAGCGCUAAGGUUCCCUGCCCCAGCAGUGCCCACUCCACCACGAAGCCUAAGUGGAACAGAGCUGUGCAUCGCUUGCGACGCUACGCUGCCCAUGGAUGAGGCUAGUAGUCAGCACCCCAUGGUGGAAGGAGCCAUCUGCAAAGGCUGUCGAGUAGAGCUGCUCGAGACCCUGUUUGCUAUUGCACCGGAUGGUACCAGUGCAUAUUGCCUAAUCUGUGGAAGUGGCCAGGAGCUCUUCAUCUGUGACAAUGCGGAUUGCAGCAGGUGCAUCUGUUCAAAAUGCCUGAAGCGACUUGUUCAUGACAGUGAACCAGAAAAGGUGUCUAGAUGUUCUCCCUGGCAUUGCCACAUCUGCGGAGGGCGAACAGCGGGCCGCCUCCGGCCCUGGCCUGACUGGGAGGCGCGGGUGCUCGACUUUUUCCGACCCGCGGCUGCGCCUGCGGUCCCGUGCCAGCAGUCUGGAAGGAGUUUACGCGUGCUGUCCCUCUUCGAUGGAAUCGCCACUGGCAAGUACGUGCUCGAUCAUCUGGGCCUGUCAGUGGAGGCGUACUAUGCCAGCGAGGUAGACAAGGACGCCAUCCAUGUCGGGGUCACUCGUCACGGUUCCUCGAUUACCUACCUGGGGCCAGUGGAGCAACUGACCACCGAACAGCUCCAGCAGUUGUGUCCGAUCGACCUGCUCAUUGGAGGAUCCCCCUGCAGUGAUCUUGCACUGGUCAAUCCAAAUAGGAAAGGACUCUAUGAUGCAACAGGCACGGGCAUUCUUUUCUUUGAGUUCUACCGAAUCUUCUGCACUGUGAAAGAAGCGAAUGGUGGGACGCACCUCUUUUGGAUGUUUGAGAAUGUUGUUGCCAUGCCACGGGAGUACCGACGUAUCAUUUCACGCUUCUUCCAGUGUCAGCCAACACUCUUGGAUGCUUGCUGCUUCUCGCCGCAGGCCAGGGCUCGGCUCUUCUGGGGCAAUAUUCCUGGAAUGUAUGCGUCCCUGAAUCCGGAACUGGUGCCGAGUAGCAGCCUAGACAGCAUCCUUGACCCUCAUCUCAGAAGGAAGGCUGCGGUGCGCAAAGUGCGGACAGUUACAACCAAUGCAAACUCCCUGCGGCCAAGCAAACAUGGAGUCCUGCCUGUUAUCAUGAAUGGCGAAGGGGACGUACUGUGGGUCACGGAGCUGGAACAGCUGUUUGGAUUUCCAAGUCAUUACACCGACGUGGGCAACAUUUCUCUGGGCAAGCGGCAGCAGCUGCUGGGGAAGGCCUGGAGCGUGCCGGUCAUUUGUCACAUCUUGCGGCCUCUGCGAUCGUUCUUCCGACACUCGCAGGAUGCUGCGCACACGACGGCCACCUAAUCCCGGAAAAACUUCCAUCGGAACUUCCUCUAUUUGGAACAUCCUGCAGAGCACAUGAGGUGUUCCAAUUGGGGGAGGAACGUUCUAGUAAAUCAUGUGCGCCUAGUGCCUAGUCUUAAGAGUCUACACACUCGCCGUUUGAAGGUGGUGGUACAUUCUUUGGCUAUUUUGAUUUUCCUUGGACAAAAUCUUGCAAGCUUUCAACACUUGAGGCGGUAUAAGUGAUUGUAGCUACAAAAACCCAUAUCUUUCUGUUCCUUCGUGUUUGUUUGGACAUGCUGUAAUUACAUUCGCAUGUAAGCUAUUUUGUUUUGUUAUUCCCACUAUCUCUAGCGUUCUGGGAUUCGCAGAAGAACGCUUUGCACUUUAGUAAGCAUUGUGCAAAUUAGAAGAGUCUACUUAUAUGUUCAUGUUUAGUUCAGGAUAGAAAAGAUUAUAUAUUUGUGUUUUAUACUGUAGGCAUAAAAGCCAUGCCACAAAUGCUAUUGAAAGCGAAUACAACUGCGUUUACCAUAAAGUAUUACUGAUCUCCGUCCUGAAGAUGUUUUGCUGUGUAACUGCGAAAACGUGUGCCUUGCUGUUCCUUAAUUUUUAUUUCCAGAUUUUGUUAAGACACUUUUCGAUCACAUUCCCAUGUAAGUUAUUUUGAUGUUGCUAUUCCCAUUGUCUGUAGACUUCUGGGAUUGUCAGAAAAACGUUUGGCACUCAAGUGAGCACUGUGCACACCUCAAGAGCCUUGCUAUCAAGUGUUCAUGUGCAAGUGUCCAUGCAAGUCUUCAAGUUCAUAUAUGCAAUAGUUGUGGGUAGAAAAGAUUAUAUGUGUUUGUGUUUCACACUCUAGGUAUAAAAGUCAUGCCACAAAUGCCUUGACAGCCAGUAUAGACGUAUUUUCAUUAAAAUAUUACCCGUCUUCACCUUGAAGACAUUUCGGCGUGUAACUGCGUGGCUAGAUAUUACACGACAAAUUUUGUUCUGAAAUAAAAAAAAACA